This is a messenger RNA of Mycena citricolor, 2078 nucleotides long. NCBI's taxonomy places the organism in Eukaryota, Fungi, Basidiomycota, Agaricomycetes, Agaricales, Mycenaceae. The record is from the annotation of a GenBank genome assembly.
CCCACCAGCAUGUUCAGCAGUUCCCCCAGACCCCCGGUCGCGUCCCCCGCGUCGCGCUACACGUCUCCUGCCCUCUCCUCCCGCUACUCCACCCCUGCAAUUGCGUCGCGCUACACUUCGCCCAACACACCUUCCACUCCUUCAUCAUACGCGCCGGCUACCCCAGACAACUAUCGCUUGAAGCGCCUCAGCUUCUCUCCCGAACUGCUCAAGUCUGAUUCCUCCCGCAACUGGCGCUCUCGUGCAUCCCGAAAUGGAAUCCGCGUCGAAGAGGAUGAAGACGUCGAUAGCGAUGUCGACGCGUCGUUCGAUGGCCCGUUGCUUCCCCCGUUCUUGACUGCCCCGCGUCGUCGCGCGCUAUCGUACGCGUCAGAAAACCUGCCUCAAACUCCACCUCGCAACCCGCAGCUUGCGGCGCAUUUACGCUUCAAAGGAAGCGUCACUGCGCCUGCCCAUGAAAGACGUGCAUUUGGUCUGAAAUCUAAUCUCCCCGACGUAGACGAAAUGCAUGAGGGCUUCCACUGCGAAUCCAUCUACGAUGACGAAGAACAGGAUCCUGAGCCGCCCCGGUCGUAUACCCAUUGUUCCUCGUGUGCUGUCGCCUCCAAACAGCUCGCGUUGCUGACUCCAUGCAGUCAUGCACUGUGUCCUGCUUGUCUCACCUCCGCUCUGAACAUCGUCGAUCAGCUGUCGAUGUGCUGUGUUGUUUGUAGAGCGACUGUCGUGACAUUUGGUCUCGUCCGCCCUCCCUCUGCUCCAGAACUCGAAGACAGCUUCCUGCGCCCCUUCUCUCCUCCCUCCACUCCAUGUGCAGCCGAAGAUCCCGUCGUGCUUCGUAUCGAUAAUGUCCCUUGGGAUAUUACUCCUCCCGCCAUUCUCGAAUUCCUUGGCAUGUCUCGGGAAAACGGCGCGCGCGCAUAUGUCCUCCUGGAUCGUUUGGGAAAGACACUUUCGCACGCAUUUGUUGAGCUUCCGAACGAGAUGGUUGCUCGUUCCGUGCUCCGAGGGGAAAAUCGUGCCGCCCCAGUGCUUGGCUCUGGUCGCCGGGCUCGAGCGGUGACCCUCACGCGCUCUUCCCAAUCAGCGCUCAUGACAUCUAUAUUUCCAUCUUGGGCUGGAGCUUUCGAUGGACCGGCACCCUCAUUGGCUGGUGUCGCUGGCUCGUCCGUACCUGACGCUCUGGAAGGAGGACUCAUGCGCGAGACCGAACUCACCGACCUCUUGUGGCUUAUGAGGAGCCAGGAUGCGCGCUUCGUGAAGGUGCCUGCCCUUCCCUUCUACGCUUUGAUUGGUAUCUUGGCCAAGUUCCCUACCGACCGAGACAGCCGCGUGUUUUGGACCGUUGCGCUGCGUGAUUUGCUCUAUGACGUGACAUUUGCUGCCAUCCAAACGCUCCGAGGACGUCCACCCAGCCAAGAGAACACGGAUGUGAUCAAGGACAUGGUAGAUACCGCCCUGAGAUGCCAUGCCUUCACUGAACAACAAUUGCGGGGCAUUUCGGAAUUCGAAUUCCAAGGAUAUUCUUGCCCGAUUGCCGACGAAGUUGAAGAACAAGAUUUCCAUCAGUCUCACUACAACCAAUCCCAAUCCCAAUGUCAGGCAUUCGCGCCCCCUGCUUCGCCAGCCGUUGUUUACGAGCGACUCUCUCUUCCGUCGCCUCCUCCCAUGGAAUCAUCACUCACUCCCCGUCUGAAAGAGACAGAUCUGGAUGGCAAGGAUACUGGUACGCGCAUGAGUGAGCUGGCGCGCGAGUUUGGCGUGGAACGCGAACUGGUCGAGGCGCUCGUUUUGCGUCUCGGGAUCAGCACCUAAUUGAAAGCCGCUCAUGACCUGUACAUCACCGACCAAAAGCUCUCGUACUGCUACGUUUCUUGCUCUCCCCGAGGAUCCCAUCACUUCUUCACAUUCAUGUUUCCAUCGUCUUCCACAAACACAUCGGAUUGCUACUGUCUCAGAGAUGCACGCUCGCGUUUGAGCACUUUAUGCGGUUUAUAAUUCAAAGAUUCUGUAUAGAUAAUGAGGUUUAUGAAGUUUAUGCAAAUAUUACUUGGCAGGCAAGCGGCAGUCUUCUGUAUGAA